AUGGCCAAAGUUGAAUUAACACCAUUAAGACCGUGGAGUGAUUUCUUUCCCGAGGGUGACAGAUUCGCCACACCAGAUACGAAAGAUUUUGCGAGAUGGUAUAAUAGAGUGAUCUGCAAUUUGCUCUACUAUCAAACAAAUUAUCUGGUCGUGUCUAUCGUUGUUGUCCUUAUUGUUGGGUUAUUGAGCCCUUUGGGAAUGCUCACCGCCAUGUCUGUGGUGUCUGGAGUCUUUCUGAUCUCCGUGUGGGUAGCCGAAAAUGGGACCACUAUCAAGAACUUCAAAACGCACAACCCCACAGGUUUUGUGAUUGCUGUUAUGGUGGCCAGCUACAUGGUGAUAAACUUUGUGGGAAGCGUCAUUGUGUUCAUGGCAUCAAUCACUUUACCACUCACAUUCAUCUUUGCCCAUUCUUCUUGUCGCCUCCGCAACAUAAAGAAUAAACUGGAGAAUACAAUAGAGUUUGCUGGCUUCAAGAAGUCACCAAUGGGCAUUUUCCUGGAGGUCCUUGGUCAGCAAGAGGAAUAUCAAAAAAUACAGAGCUUCCUGGAAGCCAAAAUGAAAGAAUGA
This is a messenger RNA of Nerophis lumbriciformis (worm pipefish), 570 nucleotides long. NCBI's taxonomy places the organism in Eukaryota, Metazoa, Chordata, Actinopteri, Syngnathiformes, Syngnathidae. The record is from RefSeq and is a predicted model, not a curated record.